UGGAGAUGAUGAUCAAGGAAGUGGCUUGUGAGCAGGCAUCCAAAGAUCCCACUUCGCAGGUGGACAGCCAGGACUGUUUGUGUUUGAUCAAGCGGAAACUGAAAAAUGCUUCCAAAAUGAAAACCUAAAGCAUCAAACGCAUACCAGCUUGGAAAAAAUGUCCGACUUGGAUCUGCACGACAUGGUGAAUCGGGCCGUUGGGGUACCGGACGGAGUGAUAAACUGCAGCCGGUUGCAUCAGCUGUUGCAUCUGCUGGUGCGAACGACCAAUGAAAUACAGCAGGAACUGGUGGCGGCGGCGACGGAUGAUGAGUUCAAUCCGUUGGAAGACGGAUGCGGGUCGGAGUUGGACACACAGGGUUUCCGGGAACAGUGGCACGGUGUGACCGGAACGGUUGACGAGCACACGGAAAAGCUGCAGCUUUUCGAGACUGAGCUUCAAUUGUUGACAGAACGGCUGAAAAAGUGUUGCGAGACACUGACCGAACAGGACGCGCUGUCCGGUGAAGAGGGAUCCGAUCAUCAGCAAAAUGGUGGUGCAACGACAGAAGAUGGGUUAGCAAUUGACGAUGCCACCAGCAAACAAUCGAAGGAGCAAGCGGUGGAGUCGAUUUCAGAAAUUGAGGAACUGAUGCGAUCGGGACAGGAUCAUAUGGAGAACAAACUGAAACUGUUGGAAAAUCAGUUAGCCAAAAUGCAAAAAUUACUGGCAAGUGUUGGAUUAGUUUCGGUUGACGUUUCAGGUGCAGAUGAUGAAGGAGGUGAUCUGGAAGCCAUGGAAGCCGUUUUGCCAGGGAGGAAUCUGGCCGAUUUACAAAACACUCACGAUCUUGUGCUGGGCAUUUCCAAAGAACUCGAACAGUUGAAAGCACAAAUCGCCGAACUCAACGAACAGCGAAGCCAAAUGGAUGACGUAAUUAAGCAACUGCUUGAAGAAAAGGAUAAUCUGACAACCGAACUAACCAAACUCGCCGAAGGAAAAACCGAAAUGGAUAGCCUGGUGGACAAACUGGCUCAGAAAGUCGGUCUCUCCGGGGAUGGAAAACAACCACCGGAAUCGGCCGGGACGACACAUCGCAUGCUGACGGAUUUGAACUGUUUGGCUUGCGAAACGGAUGUGGUGCAACGUGAUCGGGAUGAUUCACGGCCGGCCGUGCGCGGAAAAUCUAGACCACGGAAAUCCAUUCGGAAAGCUCCCCGGGAAGGUUCGACCGUCCAGUCGACGCUGCCAACUCGCAUGAAACGGGCUGCUGGCGGUUCGCACACCAUCGUCAAACCCAUCGAGCGGGUGCUGCGUUCGACCAGCACGGACCUCUGCCGUUGUUCUACUUCAUCUAGUAGUCCUUGCGAAGAAAAACAUUGACAGUUCUGAUUUUGGAUGGCACAGCACAGUUCGAAGCUAAAUCUCGUUCUUCGGGAUGACCGAAUUUCACCGAAAAUCACACCCAAAUUUGGACAAAAGAAGAAGAAGAAGAAGAUGGUGAUGACGAAAAUGCAGCUACAACGGGAAAGAAAAUCCGACCGCCUAUGCGGUGGGCAACACACCGUUACCAAACCGGACGAGAGAGUUUUUCGCAACCAUCGGCAACUGUUGGAUCCCGUUUAUUUCAUUCCAAAGCAACUAAUGAGACGGCAAUAAAUUGAUUGUUUUCGAAAUUAACCAGUCCUAAAAA
Molecule: messenger RNA, 1673 nt
Organism: Malaya genurostris
Lineage: Eukaryota; Metazoa; Arthropoda; Insecta; Diptera; Culicidae
Exons: 2
Coding region: 158-1363 (401 amino acids)
Source: RefSeq, a predicted model, not a curated record